AUGCGCCAAACGAUGAGGCUUGACGUCGGCCUAGUGACAGGCCUGGCUGCCUUCUCGGGGCUGGCUGAGGCGUUUUGGCGUCUCCCAUGCCGUGGAAGAGCUGGUUUGGCCCGUCUUGAUCCCCUUAUGGACCCCGGAAAGGAUUCGUACCAUGUGCAUGCAAUCCAUGGACCGGACACCUUCGCCAUGACCGCCGAUAUGGAUUCCCUGAGGGAUGGCAGCUGCACUUCAUGCGCAGUCACCCAGGACAAGUCGGCAUACUGGCACCCCGCUCUUUACUUCAUGCACGAGAAUGGCGAUACUGAAAUUGUCGAUCAAGUGGGAGGCAUGCUUGCCUACUACCUCCUUUACGGAGACAACGUGACCGCAUUCCCAGAGGGCUUCCGCAUGAUCGCCGGUGACACCUACAAGCGCGACUUUAAAUGGCCUAUUCCCGAUCCUCCCACGUCUGAAUGGUCUGGAGAACAGGAAUCGCAAGCUGCUCUUCGCCAGAAGGCGAUCGGCUUCAACUGCUUGAACUACAACAAAGCAGCCGAACCCUCGCUCGGUCGACACUUCUUGCCUAACAAGACCUACCUUGACGAGCACUGCACCGAUGGUGUUCGUUUUGAAAUCAUGUUCCCCUCUUGCUGGAAUGGCAAGGAUGUCGACGCUGAUGAUCACAAGUCACAUGUCGCCUACCCCUCUACGGUGAUGGAUGGAACAUGCCCCGAGGGCUACGACACUCGUGUCGUUUCUCUUUUCUUCGAGACCAUUUGGAAUACUUACGCUUUCAAGGAUAAGAAGGGCACAUUCGUAAUUGCUAAUGGCGACCCGACUGGCUUCGGUUACCACGCAGACUUUAUUCAUGGCUGGGAGUCUGGUGUCCUGGAACAAGCAGUGAAAAAGUGUACCAAUCUUUCCGGCCGUGUUGAAGAUUGCGAUGUGUUCGACAUCCAGACCGAGGCCGAGCAACGGAAGUGCAAGUUUGAGGUUCCGACUCUUCUGAAGAAUGAGGAUGUUUACUCUCACAAGGGUGGCCUUCCCAACGACCUCGUCGUCGAGUAUGGACCCGCCUAUGCGAGCCCCAUUUCUUACACUACAGCCACGGCCACUCAAGCUCCCGGUGUCUCGGUGUCAGCCUCGGCAUCUGUGUCGAUCGGGUUAUCCAUCAACUUGCCGGGCAUCGUAGCUGUCGAAACUUCCACCAGCUCUACUACGACACCCACAUGGACACCUACCCCAACAACCUCUUAUAUCGAAGGCGAUGUUACCCAGGCGAUUGUUUACGUCGAACGGGAGGUUACUGUUCUGGUGGAUGGACAGGGCAAUCCUCUUACAACGCAGACCGGAGGCCUUGAGACCGUUUCCACUGUCAUGUCGACUACCACCAGCAUCAUCUCUACUGUUGUCACCACGCCAACCGCUCCCCCUUCCAAGAGAGACCUGCAUGAGCACAAACAUGCUCAUGGACAUCAUCGCCAUGGCCACCACUAA
Messenger RNA from Aspergillus bombycis, 1476 nucleotides. RefSeq names its product DUF1996 domain-containing protein. The coding region runs from base 1 to 1476 and encodes 491 amino acids. The transcript is spliced from 3 exons. The record is from RefSeq and is a predicted model, not a curated record. NCBI's taxonomy places the organism in Eukaryota, Fungi, Ascomycota, Eurotiomycetes, Eurotiales, Aspergillaceae.